AAGAAAACAGACACGCAAGAAAGGAGGAACAUCUCUUCUUCUCUCCUCACUCCAUUCACAGAGCCUGCGAGAACUCGGCCCUGCUGGGACCUCCCGACCGAGCCCCCGUUUGCUUUCUCCCAUUGUGACAUGGACUAUUCCUGUUGAAAACGAAAAGCCGUUGCACUUUUUUCUGGCCGUGACCCAACUUGACUCAGCGAUGACACCUUGACUUUGGGAUUUUAGCUCCGAACUCAAACGUCUCUCAGCUGGGCCUGUUUUGUAAGUAGCCAAAAAUGGGUUCUGAUGUACGUGACCUCAACACUCCUCCUCCCGUGCCCCCACUGCCCGGGGGGAACGGUAACUGCGCCCUGCCCGUGAGCAGCACCCCACAGUGGGCUCCGAUGCUGGACUUUCACACCGGCACUCCCUACAGCUCGCUGGCCCCGCACUCCUUCAUCAAACAGGAGCCCAGCUGGGGCACGGCCGACCCCCAUGAAGACCCUCACUGCGGGCUGAGUGCCUUCACCGUGCACUUCUCUGGACAGUUCACUGGCACUGGGGCCUGCAGGUACGGAGCCUUCGGGGCCCCUACAUCCAGCCAGCCUCCACCCAGUCAGCCCAGGAUGUUCAGCAAUGGCCCUUACCUCUCCAACUGCAUGGACAGCCAGCCCAGCUCCAGGAAUCAGGGUUACGGUGCUGUUUCUUUUGAUGGAGCCACAAACUACGGACACACACCUUCCCAUCACACCUCGCAGUUUCCUAACCACUCCUUCAAACACGAGGACCCCAUCACGCAGCAAAGCAACAUGGGUGAGCAGCAGUAUCCUGUUCCUCCUCCGGUAUACGGCUGCCACACUCCCUCUGACAGCUGUACAGGAAGUCAGGCUCUGCUCCUGAGGAACCCAUACAACAGUGAUAAUUUAUAUCAAAUGGCGUCACAGUUGGAAUGCAUGGCGUGGAAUCCCGUCAACCCUCUGGCGUCCACUAUAAAGAGCCAUGCAGGAGGCUAUGAGAGUGACCCCAGCACACCCAUGGUCUACAGCUGCAGCACGCAGUACCGCAUCCACACCCACGGCGUCUUCAGAGGCCUUCAGGAUGUGCGGAGAGUACCGGGCAUUACACCAGCUAUUGUGCGUUCAUCUGAAACCAACGAAAAAAGGCCGUUUAUGUGCGCUUACCCGGGCUGCAACAAAAGAUACUUUAAACUAUCUCACUUACAGAUGCACAGCCGUAAACAUACAGGGGAGAAACCCUAUCAGUGUGACUUCACAGACUGUGGUCGCAGGUUCUCCAGAUCAGACCAGCUUAAAAGACACCAGAGAAGACACACAGGCGUUAAGCCAUUCCAGUGUGAAACCUGUCAGAGAAAGUUCUCACGGUCAGACCACCUUAAGACCCACACCCGGACACAUACAGGUGAGAAGCCCUUUAACUGCAGAUGGCCAAACUGUCAAAAGAAGUUUGCCAGGUCUGAUGAGCUUGUCCGGCACCACAACAUGCACCAGAGGAAUCUGACGAAGCUACAGCUGGCCAUCUGAGCCACGUCCCAUUGGCAGUGGGUGCUGGUGCGGCCCCAUCCCAAAGCAUUAACUGCAGCUUUUUUUAAGGAAAAACAAUAGUCUGUUUUCCUUUAUAAUAGUUCAAGUUAUGGUUUGGAUAUGGGAAACUGGCAAGACAAGACAACACUCUCUUUAUCUGCAUGUGCAGCGCCUCCUAGAGGCAGCUCACUACAGGCCCUAAUACACCAUUAUAGUGGCUUCAGCAUAAAAGUAUGUUUCCAGUGAGGAAACCUCAUGUCUUAAAUAAGAUUUUGAGAUUUGGGAUGUGAAAUAUUAUGUACCUAACAGUUAAUGAAGUAGUUUUUAGAGUAAUUUAUUUUGUUUGUUGUAAAUUAAAAAGUAACAGUUUUUUUUUCUUUCCUUGUAAAUUCAUCCAAACUACAUCCGUCCUUGGCAUGUUGUAUCUGGAAUUGUGAAACUCUCUCCACUGAAGUGCUCAUCCAUGCUGUUUGUAAAAAUCCACUCUCUUUGACCAGUUAAUUUAUGAGUAGGUCACACUGGUUAUGUGGCUGAGCGGUUGUGGUCAAGUUGUACAUAUUAGUUUCAAUCCUCAGCCAACACCAAAAAAUAAAAAUCUAACAGGCAAAAUUCUGUUCAUGGGAAAUGUGACUAACUAUAAGUAACGGAAAGAAAUGUGAAACGUAUUUGGAUGGACAUGUUUUGUUUUUUGUUUUUUAAAAUGAGCUUUAUUUGUAUGUUUGUCAUAUAUAUAUCUGUUAUUGACAGUCAUUGUUUUUAAAAAAAAAAAAUUAAACUCUCGGCAUUAACUUGAUGAAAUGUGAAGCUCCAAUUCUGCUCCAAUUUUCAUUUUUAAGGUUCAAUUCAUUAUUUUUUUUUAAAUGAAGAAAAAUGUUACAGUUGUCUCUUGAUAAAUAUUGUUUCUUUUUUAAUUAUUUUAAUUUAAUUAGAGUUUAUGGGGGUUUAAAACGUCUUAAU
Molecule: messenger RNA, 2477 nt
Organism: Onychostoma macrolepis
Lineage: Eukaryota; Metazoa; Chordata; Actinopteri; Cypriniformes; Cyprinidae
Gene: wt1a
Product: WT1 transcription factor a
Biological process (GO): regulation of transcription by RNA polymerase II
Cellular component (GO): nucleus
Molecular function (GO): DNA-binding transcription factor activity, RNA polymerase II-specific; RNA polymerase II cis-regulatory region sequence-specific DNA binding
Source: RefSeq, a predicted model, not a curated record